Molecule: messenger RNA, 2103 nt
Organism: Diorhabda sublineata
Lineage: Eukaryota; Metazoa; Arthropoda; Insecta; Coleoptera; Chrysomelidae
Exons: 2
Coding region: 1-2103 (700 amino acids)
Source: RefSeq, a predicted model, not a curated record
AUGUUAGCAGGAGAAAAUGAAGUAAAUGUGUCAAAAGUAGAUCAAUCGAAAUCGGAUAAAACCGAUAUUUUGCUAGAGUUAAAAGAGCAACGUGAUGUAGUUAUCGAAAAGCUGAGUAGGUUUAUAAAUUUCAUUAAACGAGCCAACGAAUCCGAUUUAUUAGAAUUAGAAUCACGUCUAGACCACGUAUCGAGUAUUUUCAACCAUUUCGAACAAGUUCAGUCACGAAUAGAAUCGCUAGAAAAGUGUACAACUAAUUCAGAAUAUCGUGAAACAUUCGAAAACAGCUUCUUCAAAGCACAAGCCAGCGCUAAAAAUAAAAUUGUAGAGUUUCACAGCAACAUACAAGCCAGAAUAACAGCUAGUCAUAAUGUAGCUAGUCAAAAUAAUUUGUUCAACAAUAGUGUUACUGUAAAUUCAAAAAUUACACUGCCACCAAUUGACUUACCUAUCUUUGAUGGCGAUAAAAAAAAAUGGGUAUUUUUCAUUCAAAGAUUUCAGGCAUUAGUUGACCAGAAUCAGCAGUUAUCUCAAGUAGAAAAGUUGUAUUAUUUACAGGGCCGACUUAGGGGUGAGGCAGAAAAAUUAAUUCAGCAACUGGAGUUGACAGAUGAGAAUUAUUUAGUAGCUUUACGUAUAUUGCGAGAACGAUUUGAAAACAAAAAAAUUAUUAUAGACAAACAUGUAGAAGAAUUAUUUAACAUGCCAGUAAUUACUAAGGAAUCAGCUCCUUUUAUAAGAAAUUUAAUUGACACAUUCAAACAACUAAUUACUUCACUCAAAGCUCUAGGUGAACCAACUGAUUCGUGGGAUCACCUAUUAAUUCAACUAUUAAAAAUUAAACUAGACGCACGCACUAGGGAACGUUGGCAUGAACAUUUACAUUUACAAAAUAAAAGAGAACCUCCACCAUUGUCAGAAUUUCUCGACUUUUUAGUAAAUCCUUGUGAAUAUUUCGAAAGCAAAGAAAAAACUGAUAAUCAGCAAACCAUGUUAAAAUCUAACUAUUAUAAUCACACGCACAAAAAUGCAAAUAACAGUCAAACAAUCACAUGUGCCGUCACGCAGGCGCAAUGCGCUUAUUGCAAAGAUCAAGAUCAUUACAUUUAUUCAUGUAAAAAAUUCCUUAAGUUACCAAGUUCAACGCGACAAAACGAGGUAAUUAAACUAAAAUUAUGCUUUAAUUGUCUCAGAGGUGAUCGUAGGUCAGAUUCUUGCACUCGUGGAACCUGCAAGGUUUGUCAAAAGAAACAUAACACACUAAUUCAUCGAGACAAUAUUCAACAUCAUGAUACACAAAACCAACUAGCUAAACAUGACAACAUUCAAACACAAAAUCACAGCAAUCCUUCAUUAGCCACAAACACACAUUUAGCAAUUGAAAAUAAACAAAACACAGACGCACCUCAAGAAACUAUCCAACUCUCAUCAAUCACACAUCAUCUAAAUAAUAAAAAACAAAAUGUUCUUCUUAGUACAGCGGCUGUAUUCCUCAAAGAAAAAUCAGGCAAUUUAAUCAAAGCGCGUGCAUUGUUAGACUCGGGUUCUCAAUCAAAUCUAUUAACCUCUGACCUUGCGCGAAAAUUAAAUAUCGGUACUACCAAAAUAAACUUACCAGUGAUCGGUGUUAAUCAGGUUACUACUAAUAUCACAGAGCAAUUAAAUAUUGAUAUAAUAUCAAGAGAAAACAAUUCUUUUCAACAAAAUGCUACAUUUUUAGUUAUAAACCAAAUAGCGGGUAAUAUUCCAAACUUCAAAAUCGAUUGUCAACAUUUAAAUAUACCGAAAUACAUUACUCUUGCGGAUCCUGAAUUCGAUAAAUCCGCCAAACUGGAUAUUCUCUUAGGCGCAGGUGUCUUUUGGGAUAUUUUAGCGGAUGGGCAAUUUAAGCUCGGCGACGGUAAACCGAUACUUCAGAAAACAUUAUUUGGAUGGGUCAUAUCGGAACCCAUAUAUCAAAAUUAUUCAAUUCAAAAUAACAGUAGUAAUACCAUAUCAUGUAAUUUAAUCACAACUACGCUUGAAAACGCAAUUGAGAAAUUUUGGAAAAUCGAGGAAUACCAAGAAGAUAACAAAACCAAACGGACGAUCGAAGAAAAAUAA